CAGUCGCCUCCCGCCACAUUGCUCACUUCUCUCAUUUCAAUUUCUGCUAGCGCACGCUCUCCGAGGCAAAACCAACACCUCUCUCUCUCUCUCUGUCAGAUUCUCAACCUUUGGUUGAAACAAUGAUUAUUGCAGAGAAAUCGAACGAAGCUGAGAUCACCGAGCAGGACGCGCUUCUUCAGGCAAUGUAUCAUCCACUUCCGAUGAUGCAGUAUAAGAGAGUUGUGGAUCUUCAUAACUUGCUCGGAGGAGACUCGAAUCAGACUAGUGUGCGUGGGAUCAGUGAUGAGAAUGAACGAGAUCGCUGGGGAAAGAAGCCUAUGAACACUGACGCAAGCAGAGGUAAGAAGGAGUUGAAGCGCCUGAGGGUUUUGAGGAUGGCAGUGAUUUACAUGAUGAUGUUUGUGCUGAAUCUGUACGAGUUCGCGAAGAAGAACUUGGGGCCUCUGAGAUCGACUGUGUGGACUGUGGAGGUUGCUAUGAUCACUAUUGUUGGUCCAGUCUACCAGAGAUUCAAGGGAGUGCCUGAUGAUUUCUUUGCUUUACUCGACACGAAGAUUGAUGAAGCAGCUGACAAGUUUGAUAAGCAUGCUCCUCCUUUGGCUAAGCAGGUGGUGUACCUAACUCUAGGUUCUAUCCAGAAAGCAUUGAAAAAGACCCAAGCAUUUGUGAACGAGGCUCAGGCUGGCGGUCUGCACACAGCUAUUCAUUCUGCAGCUACAGAAUAUAACCUGCUUGUCUUCAACCAAUCAAUGAAGUUUUGGGUUGGACUCGAGUACCAGUGUCCUCCCACACACAGUGGCAGAGAAGGCUACACCAGCUGCUGCUUACUUGUCCCGGAAAUACAACAAGGUGGUAAGAGACUUGAACCUGAAGGGUUACACUAUCUUUGGAUAUUUACCUUUGGUUCCGAUCGAUCAGAUAUCAACAGCACUUAAUAGGGCGAGGCAGAGAAGAUAGGAGAGGCAGCUAUGCAUGUUGAGCAUAAACACCAUUACCUAACUCCCAGGUCUUCUGCUGGUUCAAUUUACUUUUGCUGCUCCUAGGUUUCUGGUUUCAUGAUAUCUCAUAUAGGGGCAUAUAGGGUUGGAUUAGCUACUUGGCUCUUUUAGAAUGACCACUACAAGGCUGGCGAUUAAGUAAAUGACUAUUGCUAGACUUGCCUAUUAUCAUUUUUCAGUAUGUAAACCAAAAACAUAGUGCCAAUUUGUAGAUUAACAAUUUGGUUGUGAUUAUUUCCGAUUUUCCAAGAGAGAGAAUUAUUUCCAACUCUCCCAUCCAAACAUGUAGAUAAACAGCAGUGAGUGACCAACUCCUACUUUAAGCCUUUAUUUUGUAUUGUCUGUGUAAGCAAAAACUAGAAUCAAUGAGAUGUCUAGAUAGUAUGACAACAUAAAGCUUGUAGGAUUCACACAUCGAAAGGAUAAAAUUCUUCCACAACACAACAGUGACAUGGACUCUUAUUAACAAGCAGAGACCAGAUUUGAUAAAAGCAUCUAACACGAAAUAACAUUUCUGCAACGCAAUUUAGAGAGCUC
Molecule: messenger RNA, 1538 nt
Organism: Rosa chinensis
Lineage: Eukaryota; Viridiplantae; Streptophyta; Magnoliopsida; Rosales; Rosaceae
Product: REF/SRPP-like protein At1g67360
Exons: 5
Coding region: 123-938 (271 amino acids)
Source: RefSeq, a predicted model, not a curated record